This is a messenger RNA of Microthlaspi erraticum, 1197 nucleotides long. NCBI's taxonomy places the organism in Eukaryota, Viridiplantae, Streptophyta, Magnoliopsida, Brassicales, Brassicaceae. The record is from the annotation of a GenBank genome assembly.
AUGGCGUUCCUCUUUCGCAUCCGAGCAUCGGAAUCUCUUUUCCGGAACGUGACUCAAUUCCGUUUCGUAUCUACCAAGACCUCGCUCACUAACAAGCAGAAGAAGAGCCGAGAUGUCCUCUCCCUUCUCAGAGCCGAGCAAAAUCCGAAUCGGAUCCUCGAAAUCUGCAGAUCCUCUUCUCUCAUCCCCGAUUAUCACGUCGACCGUAUCGCUCUCUCCGUCGCGAUCGUGACACUAGCGAGAGAGAAACACUUCGCCGCUGUGUCGCAGCUUCUCGACGGUUUCAUUCAGAACCAACCCAAUCCCAAAUCCGAUAGCUACGCCGCCCGCGCCAUCAUCCUCUACGGCCGAGCGAAUAUGCUUGAUCGAUCUCUACAGACAUUCCAUGACCUCGAGCGAUACCAAAUCCCAAGGACGGUGAAGUCUCUAAACGCUCUUCUCUUCGCUUGCUCAAUGGCAAAUGAUUACAAAGAAGCGAAUCGAAUCUACCUCGAGAUCCCGAAGACGUACGGCAUUGAGCCUGAUCUCGAAACGUACAAUCGAAUGAUCAAAAUCUUCUGCGAAUCCGGAUCAACGAGCUCAUCAUACUCCAUCGUCGCAGAGAUGGAGAGGAAAUGGGUAAAGCCAACAGCUGCUAGCUUCGGGCUAAUGAUUGCUGGUUUCUACAGAGAAGAGAAGUACGAUGAGGUCAGGAAAGUUUUGAGGAUGAUGAGAGAGUUUGGAGUUCAUGUAGGCGUUGCUACGUACAACAUCAUGAUUCAAUGUUUGUGUGAGAGCAAGAGAUCGUCAGAAGCAAUGGCGUUGCUUGAUGGUGUUGUCUCUAGUAGGAUGAGACCGAAUUGCGUGACGUAUUCCCAUUUGAUUCAUGGGUUUUGCGGUGAGGAGAAUCUGGAUAUGGCGAUGGAUUUGUUUGAGGUUAUGGUGAGGAGUGGAUACAAGCCUGACAGUGAGUGUUACUUCACUCUGAUACAUUGCUUGUGCAAAAGAGGAGACUUUGAGACUGCUUUGUUCCUUUGUAGGGAGAGUAUGGAGAAGAAUUGGGUUCCGAGUUUUAGUCUCAUGAAAUGGCUUGUUUAUGGACUAGCAAGUGUCUCCAAGGUUGAAGAAGCUAAAGAGCUGAUUAAACAAGUUAAAGAGAAGUUUGCUAGUAGAAAUGUUGACUUGUGGAAUGAAGUUGAAGCUGAAUUGCCUCAGUGA